GGCCUGGCAGACAGCGAGCUCCCCUUUCUGUCGUGAAUGGCGUGUUUUCCAGCGCAACAAAAGCGGAUUAUUCACGAUGUUUUCAGCAUGGUGUAAAACCCGCGGAGCAUUAUUGGCUUUUUACCCCAUUAUUACACCGGAGGACCGCCCGUGAUUCGUGAAAAUGGGGGAAAAAGGAUACAAUGCAGCACGCAUGUUCUGCAUUAUUCUGGAGCCACACAUCGUCGGUGUGAAUGACUUGUGGCUGUAGGUUGUCGUGAGUGGGCCAGGUUCCUGCACAGCCUCUGUGGCUGACUGGGGAGGAGUCGAGUGGAUAGCAGACAUCAGUGCCCAGGGGACCUGAGGCCUGGUUCUCCAUAUGAGGCCCUACUGAAAGGGCAGGGGGGCUUCUGAGUGUGCCCAAGGGCCGUUGAAAGCCCCCUUGGGGGAAUUUCAUAAAUACACAAAGAACAAGGGAAGCCUUUUGGACUGUUGUUUUUUUAUUUACACACUUUCACUUACACACACACACACACACACACACAUACAGCCACACACACAGACAAGGACGUAGAAAGAAUGUUGGAGGUGCAGGAGGAGAGGCCAGCGGCGGCAGGUACAGCAGCGACACAUUUCAGCAAGAAGGAGCGAGGGAAGAAGGAGAGGGAGGAGGCAAAGGACGGUCGGGGGAACCUGUCGAACAUUGGAAAUCCUGUUGCCAGCUCCAGGAACGUGCGUUCGAAAGCACCUCUCACGCACACGGGCAGCCCUCACCAGCUCAUCACUCCACCCUGUUCUGUUGUCCUGGGAGCCCCAUCAAUGCACUCCAAUAGACUGAAGAACUCCCCGUCCACCAACACACAAAGUCCUAAACCCAAGACGGAGGCCAUGGUACGUUCACCUCCGGUCAUGUCCCCCUCUACUGCCGCCCAGAUGGACUCUAAAAUGCCCAAUCAGGGUAAACCAGGGAGCACAGGCAGCCAAUCACAAUCCUCUCCUUGUGACCCCAAAAACAUGGGUGCCAAAGGAGCUCAAAAUGUUUCAGGGGGAAUGGGACUGAAAAACGGACAAGGCCUGACGUCUGGCCCCAGCUCCAAGGUGAAAGUCAAACGGGAGAGAAGCACCUCUGUUGAGUCGUUUGAGCAGCCAGAGAGCGGCACACCCACUAGUGACGACAAAGAUAGUAGCAGGGUGAAGAGAAUGUGUGUGGCAGAGAGGAGGCAGCCUUACAGUGGAGCUGACUGGUGCUCAGGGGGUGAAAGUGAUGAAGAUGACAAAAGUUUCUUCAAUUGUAAUUCCAGCGAUGUGAAGCCCCAGGACACUGUCACACAUUCUACCUCCAACGCCGGACUCAGUCGCUCCUCCACACCCUCCCACAGUACACUGGGAGGCCAGGGCUCCACAACAGAACCUGCUAGUGGCCAGAAACCCGGCUCAAAACUUGUUUAUGUCUUCACCACAGAGAUGGCAAACAAGGCAGCUAAUGAAGUUCUCACUGGCCAUACAGAAAACAUCAUUGCCUUCCACAUGAAAAACAUCUCCAACAGCAAAGAUAAAGCUCACCUCUUGAACAAUGCAGCUGGCGUCCUGCGAAAUGACUCAAAGCCUUCACAGCAGCCUCCGUCCUUAGCCCAAGAUCAAAGCCACCAGCCUGGAUCCAAACCGUCCUUAUCUGGGAUGGCAGAGCCAGCACCACCUCAGCCUUCAAAUCAAGGAAACCAGUCCUGUGUUCUUCCACAGGAAGGCUCAUCCUCAGCAGGCAUGGAAUCCAAAAUUAUUCCAGGCAAUAGCCCCAGUAACCCUACAGCCCCAGUAGACCAGACUUCGGCCAACCAACCUGAGACAGGCCUCAACCCUGCUACAUCAGUUGAAGGUGGCCAGGGUGGAGGCACUGGUGGAACAGGUCUGACCCCACAACAGCAGCAACAACAGCAGCAGCUGGCCCAGGAGUUGUUAAACAUGGAGGCCAACACAGAAGGUCUGUCACAAGAACAAUUAGAACAUCGUCAGCGCUCUCUGCAGACCUUGCGAGAUAUUCAGCGCAUGCUCUUUCCCGAUGAUCGUGACGCUCCACCAGCUGGGCCCCCACAACCCCACAGUGGACCCCUUGAUGGAGGCCCUGAUGGUGCACCACGGAGAUCUGAGCAGGGCCCUCUACAAGCAAUGAUGGCACAGUCUCAAAGCCUUGGCCCAGCAGGUGGACCUGGAGGACCUCGUCCACAAGGCCCACCUUUUGGACCGCCUCACGGACCCAGAGACAUGCCUGCUUUUCCACCAGAUGAACUGGGUCCACACAUGGGUCCAGGCAGUUGUGGAGAAGGAGACCAGAUGACUCCAGAACAGGUGGCUUGGCUUAAGUUACAACAAGAGUUUUAUGAGGAGAAAAGAAAAAAACAAGAAAUGCAACACCGUCCUCUUGCUCCAGACAUGAUGAUGCACCCCCAUGGCCCACGUGGCAUGAUGCGAGGACCCCCGCCUCCCUACCAAAUGGGCCCAGGAGAGAUGUGGGGAGGACCAGGUGGUCCACCAGAGCAUUACCCAGAGCGAAUGGGAAUGGGCCCUGGCCCCAGGGGCAUACCCCCACAUAUGCAGAGGAUGCCCGGCUUCUCUGGUAUGAUGAAUCCUGAGAUGGAGGGCCCCCCAAGGCCUGCAAUGAGCUGGCCUGAUGACAUACCUCCCCGAAUGGGAGAAGCGCGAGGCUUCCCUGGAGGGCCUGGAGGAAUGUUUGCGGGUCCAGGGGCUCGCGGUGAACGUUUCCCUAAUCCUCAGGCAGUCCAGGAGGCAAUGUUCCACCAAGGAAUGGGUGGGGAGAAGGGCCUCCCUCCAGGUAUGAUGAUGGAUGUGCAAAGAAUGAUGGGGCACCAAAGAGGUGGAAUGGAACCAGGUAAUGGCAUGGGUAUGUUUCCAAGAUUGCCUGUUGAGGGCCCCAUGAGUCCAUCCUCAAGGCUGCAAGGAAUAGGGGGCAGAGAAAUGGGGCCUGAGUUUGGCAUGGGGCCUGGACCUGGACCUCAUAUGCACCCUUCCAAACUACGAGAUCCCCCUAUGAAUAUGAGUCCUGAUGAAAUAAUGAGAAUGAGAGGUAGUGGAGGACCUCCUAUGGAGAACAUGGGUCCACAAGGCAGACCUAUGCAGGUCCCCCCCUUUGCUGAGCAGACACCAUCAGACUUUCCAAUGGGACCUGGGCGGCCCUUCCCUGGGGGUCCAGGAGGAAUGAGGGGUCCACAUGCAGACCAAGCAUUUGGUCCAGAGCACAGAGCCACACCAUCAGGAGGUAAUGGUCGUAUUAACCACCUCUCCUCAGGUGGUGGUCCUAGUCAAGGUCAGAGGAGCCGCAAGCCAGCUGAUCUGAAUGUUCAAGCAGGAGGGGGGAACUCUCCCAGUGUUAACCCACUCAAGUCCCCUCCUCUGAGGCAAGGGCAGUCUCCCAUAAUGGGUUCUCCCUCCGGAAACCUUAAAUCUCCUCAAACUCCGUCCCAGCUGGCAGGCAUGCUCACUGGUCCCACAGGUCCCAGUGCUCCUCCAGCCCCUCCAACUUCUGCACCAAUGAAAUCUCCCCACUCCAUGAUGGGAUCAGCAGGUGCCUCUCCUGUUCAUAUGAGGUCUCCAUCUCUUCCAAAUCCCUCUCCGUCAUGGGCCUCUUCACCAAAACCACCCAUGCAGAGUCCUGGAGUGCCCCAGCAGGGUGGCAAACCUCCACUCAGCAUCACAUCACCAAACAUGAUGGGGAUGGAGCCGGGUGGGAAUGGUCCUCCUUCUGCACCUCCCUCAUCAGGGGCUCCCUCUGGGUCCAUGUCUCUCCCAGGCAACGUCCCGUCUGGCAGUCCAUACACCAUACCACCAGAACCAACAUUAUCUCAGAACCCACUGUCCAUUAUGAUGUCACGCAUGUCCAAAUUUGCAAUGCCCAGCUCGACUCCACUUUAUCAUGAUGCCAUAAAGACUGUUGCCAGCUCAGACGACGACUCGCCUCCGGCUCGUUCUCCCAAUCUACCUUCAGUGAACAAUAAUGGUAUGGCAAUGAAUCACCAAGGAAAUCCACGCAUGAUGGGACCUGGAAACCCUGGAUCCAUGUCUGCGCUCAGCCCUCUGGGCAUGAAUCCAAUGGGAUCCCAGCCUCUCUCUCAUGGCAUGCCUCCCCAAAUGCCCUCUCCCAACGCCCCAAAUAUGGGCCCAGGCAUGAUUCCCCAUGGCAUGAUGAUGCAACCAAAUCCUCAAGACCCCGGUAUGCCAAAUCCUCAAAUGAUGCCCCAAGGACGAAUGGGUUACCCUCACAGAAACCAGGGAUACCCUCUCACGCAAUCUCCUUCUCAGCAAGGCCCCUUUUCACCGCACAAUGGUCCUGGUCCCCAAGGUUUUCCUGGCCAUUCAAUGGGCUUCCAGGGUGAGGGAGGACCUAUGGGAGGACGAAUGGGGAACAUGCCUCAUGGGGGAGGGGGUGAUGGGGGUAUAUGCAAGCCUAAUACUCCUGGCGGACCAGAGUUCAACAACAUGCAAGGAGGAUUCAGUGAUGCAGACCUUCAUGAAGUGAUGCGGCCGGGAGCCUCGGGCAUUCCUGAGUUUGACCUUUCUAGGAUAAUUCCAUCAGAGAAACCCAGCCAGACUCUUUCGUAUUUCCCCCGAGGUGGAGGAGACAAUCCUGGGGGAAAACCACCCCACCCCUCUGGCUUUCCCAUGCAAGGUAUGAUAGGUGAUGGCCCACCAAGGAUGGGAAUGCCAAUGCAGGGGAUGGGAGGGAUGUCAGGGGGACCUGGUGGAGGUAUGGGUCCUCAAGAUAUGCCAAUGGGUAACCCUGGUCACAAUUCAAUGCGACCACCAGGUUUCAUGGGUCAAGGCAUGAUGGGCCCUCAGCACCGAAUGAUGUCCCCUGGGGGUCCAGGAGGGAUGAUGCAGGGCAGACAAAUGGCUCACCCAGGCCCCGGCGGCUCACCUAACAUGUUGAUGUCACUGCAGGGCAUGGGAGGCCCUCCACAGCAGACAAUGAUGAUGGGGGGUCAAAUGAGGCCGCGUGACAUGGACAUGGGUUUCAGUCCAGGACAUGGAAUGUUCUAAUCCAACAAAAACCUUGUAACUAGAAUGUUCUUGGACAAUACACAAGGAUGAUAAAGUUCAUGGAGUGUAGCAAGUAUUCAAAAGAACUGAUGGACUCAAGUACCUGAGACAACACGAGGAUGUGCCCAGGAAAUGAACAACUUGGAGCUAGCCUGUCACCUAGUAAUGUCUUGUGGGGACUGUUCCAAUGGAGACUUAAGACAGGCCCAGGUUGGAGUAUCUUUGCCACACGUUGUACUUUUGACUCCAGAACUGCAGAAUGUAUGGGACUGUUGAGCAUCAAUUUCGCAGAACUCUUUGUGGUUUAUUUUUAUUUUUGAUUACCUGACAAAGAGGAACCAACCCAACGAAAAGUCAGCGUGGUAAUGCUACAGUAUGUCUACCUUUUUUUUUUUUUCAAAUAAAAAAAAAAAAACGUCACAAAAGUGGUAUGGAACAA
Molecule: messenger RNA, 5467 nt
Organism: Nematolebias whitei (Rio pearlfish)
Lineage: Eukaryota; Metazoa; Chordata; Actinopteri; Cyprinodontiformes; Rivulidae
Gene: bcl9
Product: BCL9 transcription coactivator
Exons: 10
Coding region: 559-5028 (1489 amino acids)
Biological process (GO): canonical Wnt signaling pathway; positive regulation of transcription by RNA polymerase II
Cellular component (GO): beta-catenin-TCF complex
Molecular function (GO): beta-catenin binding; transcription coactivator activity
Source: RefSeq, a predicted model, not a curated record